Molecule: messenger RNA, 1932 nt
Organism: Nasonia vitripennis (jewel wasp)
Lineage: Eukaryota; Metazoa; Arthropoda; Insecta; Hymenoptera; Pteromalidae
Gene: fbp
Product: fructose-1,6-bisphosphatase 1
Exons: 6
Coding region: 671-1687 (338 amino acids)
Biological process (GO): gluconeogenesis; fructose 1,6-bisphosphate metabolic process; fructose metabolic process
Cellular component (GO): cytosol; cytoplasm
Molecular function (GO): fructose 1,6-bisphosphate 1-phosphatase activity
Source: RefSeq, a predicted model, not a curated record
GCCGAUCAGGUGCGCGGCGGCGCGAGCGGCGAGAUGUUAUUUUGACGCUCGGCGUGCAAUGUGUUGCCGGUGACGCAUGUGCACUGCUUUUUCGCGCUCGCGAUGAGUUUAUUAGACGCGAGUCGUUGAUACCCGCACGAGUGACGAGUUACUCACGAACCCAGUGUUUUUAGGUUAAGUAACGACUGUAAAUCGCGAUUUUCGUGUGUGCAGCAACGUGCAUGUGUGGACCUGUCGCUGCGGAUGCGGAUGCGUCAACGUCCAAGACGAAAAGGACGCGAGGAGGUUAGCUUCGCCGGCGGUCCCUUGGCAGUAAUGUUUCUUUGUAGCUGAACUUUCGACUCGGCGAUAUUGGACAAGAUACGGCCUAUAUACUUAUACAUAGUUAUAGUGUGCCCGCGUUAAAUGCCGGCAGAAGAUAAGAGAGCGGCUACCAAAGCGCCUGAUGGAAGUCAUCGAAUGAGCGUCCGCUGCCAAGCUAGCUACGAAAGUGACGGUACUUUUCGUGUCGACUUUAACCCCUGGCAGCAUAUCUCCGCGACCGGCAACAUAACGAGAUCGAGCUAUACUCAUUCAGCUCGUGCUCGCGAGACCAGCUGGGCCGCGCCUCCUCUCGCUAGAUCAAGUUUUGGUGAACAGGGGCUAAUAAGCCGAAAACCGGUUCAAUAUCAUGUCGUCGAAGGGCCAUACUUUUGACUCGAACUGCAUGACGCUGACACGUUUCGUGCUAGAAGAGCAGCGUAAAGUGCCCAGCGCCACCGGUGAUCUGACGCAACUGCUCAACAGCAUUCAAACAGCGGUUAAAGCCGUUAGCUCGGCUGUGAGGAAAGCCGGUAUUGCUAAUAUGUACGGAAUUGCCGGCACGACAAAUGUUCAAGGUGAAGAAGUGAAGAAACUUGAUAUUCUGAGCAACGAAUUAUUUAUUAACAUGCUCACAUCUUCAUUUACGACGUGCCUCCUUGUCUCCGAAGAGAAUCCCUCGGCCAUCGAGGUAAAGACCGAGAACCAUGGAAAAUAUAUCGUGUGUUUUGAUCCGCUCGACGGUUCGUCUAACAUCGAUUGCCUGGUCUCGGUCGGCUCGAUCUUUGGCAUUUACAAAAAAUUGGACAACAGCAAGCCGCCAAGUGUUUCGGAUGCUCUUCAACAAGGCAAGAACCUCGUAGCUGCUGGUUACGCUUUAUACGGGUCAGCCACCAUGAUGGUGCUGUCUAUUGGUCAGGGUGUCAACGGAUUUACUUACGAUCCAGCUAUUGGUGAAUUUAUUCUUACCGAGAAAAAUAUGAAGAUACCGUCGAGAGGAAAAAUAUACAGCAUAAACGAAGGAAACGAAAGAACGUGGGAUAAGGCUAUCAAGGAAUAUGUCGAUUUAAAAAAGAAUCCGUCAUCUGGAAAGCCAUAUGGAGCCAGAUACGUUGGAUCCAUGGUAGCUGAUGUUCAUAGAACGAUCAAAUACGGAGGCAUUUUCAUGUAUCCCGCUACAAAAGACAAUCCUAAUGGCAAACUUCGCUUGUUGUACGAGUGUAUUCCAAUGGCUUACAUUAUUAAGGAAGCUGGUGGACUGGCAUCAAAUGGAGAAAUCAACAUCUUAGAUAUAGUGCCAAAAGACAUUCAUCAAAGAUCUCCCAUAUACUUAGGUUCGACCGAAGAUGUCGAAGACGUUCUCAAUUGCAUAAAGAGGCACAAGUAACUGCACUCUGAUUAAGUUCAUGACUUAUCUGAGCAUUAUGUUUAAGAAAAACUAUUUUUACUUGCAUUUAUACAAUAUCUCAAGUAAAUCUAUACACAUUUAAGACAAUCAAAAUUCACAUUCGAAAUGAAAUAAUCAUUUGUAAUUUAGCUAUAACUUAUGCAUUUGUAAUUCCUCAGAAGCUAUUUUCGGUAAAACCAUAAAUGUAUACUUACUCUGUAGACAAAAAUAAAUGUUUUUCUAGA